GCCAAGCCGGACCGUUAAAGCCGGUUUGUUGACCUCAGUUAAGGUCCUCAGAUAGACUAGAAGUGUUAGCUUUGUUGCUACUUAAGGUGGUAACUGAAGACGUUUUUUUUAAUCGGCAAAUUGUGAAAAACUUUCCAGCAGCGGGAAAUUGCAGGCUGGUGUCAUCCUUGCCACUCAGAAUGACCGACCCGGCUGUGAACAGGGUGGUUAGCGACAUAAUUCGCUCUCCGGAGGACAAACGGGUUUACAGGGGCCUGGAGUUUACCAAUGGCCUGAAGGCCAUGCUCAUCAGUGACCCAACAACAGACAAAUCCUCCGCUGCCUUGGAUGUCCACAUAGGUUCUUUAUCGGACCCAGCGAACAUCUCGGGCCUGGCACACUUUUGUGAGCACAUGCUGUUCCUGGGAACAAAGAAGUACCCCAAGGAGAAUGAGUACAGCCAGUUCCUGAGCGAGCACGCAGGCAGCUCCAAUGCUUUUACCAGUGGAGAGCACACCAACUAUUACUUCGACGUGUCCCAUGAGCACUUGCAAGGAGCACUAGAUAGGUUUGCCCAAUUCUUCCUGUGCCCAUUGUUUGAUGAGAGCUGUAAGGACCGGGAGGUGAAUGCUGUGGACUCUGAGCAUGAGAAGAACCUAAUGAAUGAUGCCUGGCGGCUGUUUCAGUUGGAGAAGGCCACUGGCAACCCUAAUCACCCCUUCAGCAAAUUUGGAACAGGUAACAAAUUUACCCUUGAGACCCGACCAUCUAAAGAUGGGGUUGACAUACGUCAGGAGCUCUUGAAAUUUCAUUCUACAUACUACUCCUCCAACCUCAUGGGACUCUGUGUGUUAGGAAGAGAGUCAUUAGAUGAGUUGACCUCCAUGGUGGUUAAGUUAUUUGGGGAAGUGGAGAACAAGAGCGUGCCUAUCCCAGAAUUCCCUGAGCAUCCCUUCCAGGAAGAGCACCUCAAACAAUUCUACAAAGUGGUACCCAUUAAAGACAUAAGGAACCUGUAUGUGACUUUCCCCAUCCCGGACCUACAAAAGUACUACAAAUCUAACCCAGGACAUUAUCUUGGACAUCUGAUUGGUCACGAAGGACCUGGAAGUUUGUUAUCUGAGCUAAAAUCUAAAGGCUGGGUGAACACACUUGUUGGAGGGCAAAAAGAAGGAGCCAGAGGAUUCAUGUUCUUCAUCAUCAAUGUGGACUUGACCGAGGAGGGCCUCUUACACGUUGAGGACAUCAUCUUCCACAUGUUCCAGUAUAUCCAGAAACUGCGAACUGAGGGACCUCAGGAGUGGGUGUUUGAGGAGUGCAAGGAUUUAAACAAAGUGGCCUUUAGGUUCAAGGACAAGGAACGACCCCGUGGCUACACCUCCAAAGUGGCUGGUUUACUACACUACUACCCUCUUGAAGAGGUUCUAGCAGCAGAGUACCUUUUGGAGGACUUCAGGCCAGAUCUGAUUGAGAUGGUGCUGGAUAAGCUGAGACCAGAGCAUGUCAGAGUUGCAGUGGUGUCAAAGUCAUUUGAAGGGCAAACCGACAAGACAGAAGAGUGGUAUGGCACGCAGUACAAACAGGAAGCCAUCAAUGACGUGACCAUUGAGAACUGGGCAAGUGCAGACCUCAACGGCAAGUUCAAAUUACCUAUGAAAAACGAGUUCAUCCCUACCAGCUUCGAGAUCUACCCUCUUGAGAAAGACUCUCCGUCAGUCCCCACUUUAAUCAAGGACACUGCUAUGAGCAAGGUGUGGUUCAAGCAGGAUGACAAGUUCUUCCUGCCCAAGGCAUGCCUUAACUUUGAGUUCUUCAGCCCGUUUGCGUAUGUGGACCCAUUGCAUUGUAACAUGGCAUAUUUAUACCUGGAGCUCCUCAAGGACUCCCUCAACGAGUAUGCAUAUGCAGCCGAGCUAGCUGGCUUGAACUAUGACCUCCAAAAUACCGUCUAUGGGAUGUAUCUGUCUGUUAAAGGUUACAAUGACAAACAGCACAUCCUGCUGAAGAAGAUCAUCGAGAAGAUGGCCACCUUUGAGAUAGAUGAGAAGCGCUUUGACAUCAUCAAAGAAGCGUACAUGAGGUCUUUGAAUAACUUCAGAGCCGAGCAGCCUCACCAGCACGCCAUGUACUACCUCCGUCUACUAAUGACCGAGGUUGCUUGGACCAAAGAUGAGCUCAGAGAGGCUCUGGAUGAUGUAACCCUCCCACGCCUCAAGGCCUUCAUACCUCAGCUAUUGUCACGGUUGCAUAUUGAAGCCCUUCUCCAUGGCAACAUCACCAAGGAGUCUGCUCUUGGCAUGAUGCAAAUGGUGGAGGACACGCUCAUUGAGCAUGCUCACACAAAACCCCUCCUCCCGAGCCAACUGAUUCGCUACAGAGAGGUGCAGGUUCCAGACGGUGGUUGGUAUGUUUACCAGCAGAGGAACGAGGUGCACAACAACUGUGGCAUUGAGAUCUACUAUCAGACAGACAUGCAGACUACCCAUGACAACAUGCUGCUGGAGCUGUUCUGUCAGAUCAUCUCUGAGCCCUGCUUCAACACACUGAGAACCAAAGAACAGCUGGGCUACAUUGUGUUCAGUGGGCCCCGGCGGGCUAAUGGAGUACAAGGCCUCCGCUUCAUCAUCCAGUCGGAGAAGGCACCCCACUACCUGGAGAGCCGCGUGGAGGCUUUCCUCUGCACCAUGGAGAAGGCCGUGGACGAGAUGAGCGAGGAGGCCUUCCAGAAACACAUCCAGGCCCUGGCCAUCCGUCGCCUGGACAAGCCAAAGAAGCUGUCUGCCGAGUGUGCCAAGUACUGGGGAGAGAUCAUCUCUCAGCAGUAUAAUUUUGACAGAGAUAACGUUGAAGUGGCCUAUCUGAAGACUUUGACUAAAGAAAACAUAAUGCACUUCUACAGAGAUCGGCUGACAGUCGAAGCCCCGAAGAGACACAAGGUGUCCGUGCACGUCCUGUCCAGAGAAAUGGACUCCUGUCCAAUAGUGGGAGAGUUCCCCGCUCAGAAUGAUGUCAACCUGGCCCCCGCUCCCUCCCUGCCACAGCCCACGUUGGUUCAGGACAUGACGGAGUUCAAGAGGAGCCUGCCUCUCUUCCCCCUGGCCAAACCCCACAUCAACUUCAUGGCUGCCAAACUGUGAGCGAGGCCGGCAGGUCCACGCGCAGCAGCAGCACGGGGGCGCCGGGGAGGACGACCGCGAGGGACCCUGCUGUGUUUCCCACCUACACCACCGCCCCCCUCGUCAGGAAGACUUUCAUCUGACUGAGCCUGCGUUAGUGCGUGCGUGUGCGUGCGUGUGUGUUUGCGCGGGUGUGUGUAUGUGUGUGUGUGUGCACGUGUGCCAGGCUGGAGCCACUAGAAGAGAUGCUUGGAAACAAACGAGUGUGUUUGAAUCACAGAGUUAGCCGUGGUUGUCGACGUAGCCGUGUUGACGAUAGAGGCCACAGCAGACCUCACCUCAUGUUAUACGCCCGUAAAAGGAGACGCAACACUCACACGCAUCACGAUCCUGUGUAGGCUGUUGUAGAGGAAAUAGAAACAACGUGUAAAAAAAAAAAAAAGAAAAGAAAAGGGCCAGUUCCCUUUCAAAUGAGUUCAAGUACACUGCAGAAGCUUCACAGUAGGAGGCGUUUUAUUUGAAUAAUUCAGACAUGCUGCUUGAGAAUGGAUGGCUGGUUUAUUGUGAUGAACUGGGGGCUGUAGAGGUUAAAGACAGUAGCUCCAUGAAGGUCUUCUUCUUUUAUUUGUUGGACUGGUAUGUUUGCCAUGUAACUCUCGGAGGUACCGCGAUGCUCCUGAAAACGUGAUCAAAAGGCACACUCGGUCAAAUGGAAUUUUUAAUGGAUUUUAUUCAAAUUUAUGCAUUUCUGAAGAAUCUCUGCCUUUAUAAUUCUAGUUUUAAUCCUCACAGGUUUUGAAAUGUUUUUGCUCGUAAACUGGUAAAAUGUUGGGACCCUUUAAGGAGCUGUUUGAAAUCGCUCGUCACAGAGAACCUUGGCCGUGAAAUUAGUUUUUUAUUUUUUGUUGCAUUUUACAGUAGUAUGUAAUUCAGACAUCUCAGGGGUACCUCCAUGCUGUUUGUUUUUUUUUUUUUUAACAUUCAAUUUUACUAGUGAUUGAUUUAAAAUAAAGACACUUUUAUCAGUCUGUCAUCCACAUUAGUACUUUGUUCACUUCACUGAAUGUGAUCAAAUCCUUUUUGGUUAUUUUUGUCAAACUGAAGGCUGUAGAGACGAACAGCAGUUUAAUUUGUCCAUUUUGUAGGCUCGGGGAGAUCGUCAUCGUUCUCACACUCUGUGUCUGAGACUUGCAGAGACUUUCUGCAGCUUGUGCCUUUCUAGGGGGGCAUCAGUUAGUUUGUGUCUGGCUGCACUGAGCUGCUCUCGGUCUGAUCCGGGGGCAGAAUCCUGGAGGGUCUAACCCCCCCUAAAUUGCUGGACUGUGCGCCGGCUCUUACAGCACAGGUGUCAAAAAAAGCAGCUAGCCGUUUUCUCUGAAAAAGAAGCAUUUUGUGUCGAUGUUUAAAGGGGGUUGAAGAAAAGCUCCGGUCUGGAUUUUUUUUUUCCUGAAUAUAUGCACUUCUCUCACUAAGCAAUAAACUUAAUGAUGUGGACAGGGAACAGUGUGAGGCAGAAUGAGACGUGGCUCUGCACUGCUGAUUAGCUCCAGCAGCUGCAUCCACACUGAUCCCAAACGCUGGAGAGGGCUGUGUGGUGGUGCAGGACAGCGGCGUCGGUGUCGGUGCCGUGCAAGCGUAACCUGCUCUCUCAGGUGCUAACCAGCUUUGCUGUGAAACCACUGCUGGUGGAGCUUCCAGCCGCUCUGCUCAAACAGCCAAACGUCUAAGUUCUGAUUAUUUUGCCCCACCAUACCUGCUCUCAGGCCCAGAUCAUAGCUCACUCAUGAUGCUGCAGUUUUACAGAAAGACUGAAGGUGUGAGGGAGUACCUGUACGAUUGUGCUGUAUCAAAAGCUUCUUCAGUGUUUUCCAGCAUUUUACUACGUCCCAACUAGAUCAAAACCAUUUCAAUUUCUUUUGAGCGAGCCCCCCCUUCAUUAUCAACUGCUUCUUUGUUAAAGGGCAAUGUUCCCUUUUGUGGUUGGAACCCAAAGACAAGCAGCAGCAGCAGCAUUCGGUAGACUCACUCCCACAAGCAGUAGCUUGACAGCACCUGGGGGGCGGCGACAAAGCCGUUUUCAUGCAGUGUUCAGAAGAAACUAGUAAAAUUACAUAUCAGGCUGGGGUGGGCCAUGCACUGUUUACCUUGUGAAGUACCUAGUGAUUGGUUUACAUUUAGAAAAUCAAAAGUUUUUAAUUUCUGGAUGUCUUUAGCAGCACAAGAGACUGUGCUAAUUGGCUGGUCGGGUUUAUGGGCCGGUGAUACAUGAGUGCUGACAUUUUGAGUUUGGUCUUUUUAUUGUCUCCUGUGUGUGUUUCUGAUUAAUAAACUACUGAGUGAAGCCGUA
Molecule: messenger RNA, 5442 nt
Organism: Chelmon rostratus (copperband butterflyfish)
Lineage: Eukaryota; Metazoa; Chordata; Actinopteri; Chaetodontiformes; Chaetodontidae
Gene: ide
Product: insulin-degrading enzyme
Exons: 25
Coding region: 180-3116 (978 amino acids)
Biological process (GO): peptide catabolic process
Cellular component (GO): mitochondrion; cytosol; peroxisomal matrix
Molecular function (GO): metalloendopeptidase activity; metal ion binding
Source: RefSeq, a predicted model, not a curated record